AUGUCGCUUGCAGCUUAUACGGAUAUAAAAGGCUGGAACCAGAUAGCUGGUUCAAUCAAUUGCUACUCCCAUCGAGCAUGCGCUCUUGACAGUGCUUCUGAUGUGGAUAAGAAUGGCAGCAUUCAGAAGCGAAGCUCUACUUCGGAUGCGUGGGGCGGUGCCAUGCAACAGGGCACGGGCUGGUACUAUGUUGAAGGCACAGUGACGGUCCCAUACGUCUCUGGACAAGGCUCCAACUAUGCUGUCUCUGCGUGGGUUGGUAUUGAUGGUUGGUCAUGCAACAACGCCAUCUUGCAGACAGGUAUCAAUAUCUACGGCGAUGGCACCCUUGGCGGGUGGACACAGUGGUACCCUAGUCCAUCUAAAUGGUAUGACACCCGCCUGAGCUUCCAGGCCGGCGACAACAUUCGCAUGACUGUCUCAGCUAGCUCUGCAACUGAUGGCACCACCACCCUCACCAACCUACGUACUGGCCAGACCGUCACCCAGCAAUGGUAUGGAAUGGCCCCUAUCUGCGGCAAUACGGCGGAAUGGAUUGUCGAGGACUUUACCGGCUACGAUGGUUACCAUGUACCGCUGGCUAACUUUGGCUCUAUUCCCUUCUACAAUACUGUUGCCUCUGGAAACAGAGGUAAUGUCAACGCUGUUGGCGCUGAUAUUGUCAAUAUUGUGGUUAACGGCCGAUACAAGACGGACUGUGGUUCCAAUCAGAAUGGUGUUCAGUGCAACUACCUCAAUUAGGCCCUGUCUGAUAAGACGUGUUAGAGGGCGUGGGCUGGUAUAGGCCUACGGGAGCCUACGGCAAAUUGUAUAGUUCUAAAAGUAGUGCCCGCAGAAUCUGCUGUGGGAUUAUGUCUUUCUACUUGUUGGCUUUUAUGCUAUUUUAUUAUCGAUAGUUACAUCUUUAUAUCUUUAUGUCUAGUGUUACCUGUGGGUGUUGUAAGGACUGCGGGGGAUCUAAUGACAAGCUCUCCAAACCCCUAGCGUUAUUUCUGGCUUUCUAUAUAUUAGUUUUAUUUACUAUUAUUCUCUAAGAAAAUACAUGAAUUUUCUACCUGACUCUUUGUUUGUACUGUAUGUGUGCUAUGACGGGUGUUUCGGGAGACAAGGGGAAGGGGUCCGAGGGGAAGUGAAUCUACAAUGUAACCUUGGUUGUCGAUGCAGCGUAUCACUUGGCAAGAUGAAUUCUAUUUUGAAAUACGGUUGCUUUACCACGUUUUACUCCCAUUUUACUAUAAUUUUUG
[Torrubiella] hemipterigena is the source of this 1244-nucleotide messenger RNA. NCBI's taxonomy places the organism in Eukaryota, Fungi, Ascomycota, Sordariomycetes, Hypocreales, Clavicipitaceae. The record is from the annotation of a GenBank genome assembly.